AUGGGGAAAGUCAAGAAUACGAAUAGGCCUCUGACACAGGAAGAAAUAUGGGACGAUUCCGCCCUGGUUCAAAGCUGGGAUGAAGCGGUCGAAGAGUACAAGUUGUAUCACAGCAUCCAUGCCAAAGGAGAGAACGUCGAAGAUGUUCUCAGAGAGGCAGAGGCUGCAGAGCGUGCUGGGAUGGAUCAGGAGGAACAGCAGCCUGAUGAAGCUGUCGAUGCCAUGGAGGAUGAUGACGCAGCGAGGACGGCAGCAUCGGCUACAGCACAACAAAGCUCAUCAAUGCAGGUACCAGAUGCCGCAGAGGUGUACCCGACAGCGACUGAUCACCAGCCCUCCGAGACGAAACAUCCAACGGAGCCUGCUCCUGUGGGAGCAGCUGCGAUGCCACAUGCUGCUUUAGCACAAGUCCAGGACGAAGGGUUGAGGAACCUGAUGAUGGCCUGGUAUUUUGCCGGGUACUACACCGGUCUAUAUGAAGGGCAACAACGAGCGAGCCAGAACAACAGCUCAUGA
Aspergillus viridinutans is the source of this 516-nucleotide messenger RNA. RefSeq lists its product as uncharacterized. The record is from RefSeq and is a predicted model, not a curated record. Bases 1 to 516 code for a protein of 171 amino acids. NCBI's taxonomy places the organism in Eukaryota, Fungi, Ascomycota, Eurotiomycetes, Eurotiales, Aspergillaceae. The transcript has 4 exons.